AUGGCUCGCACCGCCGAGCUCUCGCCGCGCGGCUCCGACGACGCGCGCCGGCGCCGCCACUCGCGCCGCGACGACGACGACGAGCGCCGCCGCUCGCGCUCGCCGCCGCGCCACGCCUCCUCGUCCUCGCACCACCGCCGCCUCAGCUCGCGCGACGACGAGCGCAGCCGCUCGGACCGCUACCGCGACAGCGAGCGCGAGCGCGAGCGCGACUACGACCGCUAUGCCGGCUCCAGCGGCAGGGACCGCGAGCGCGAGCGAGACCGUGACCGCGACCGCGACCGCGACAGGGACCGCGAGCGAGAGCGCCGCGAGCGCGACCACCCGCGCGACGAGCGGCGAGAGCCGAGCUCCUACCGCCGCGACGGCGAGCGCGGCUACGAGCCGGACGCAUAUGGUGCGCCGCCACGGGACUCGCGGGACUGGCGCGGCGCGGCGUCGCCGCCGCCGGCGUCGCAUCGCAGCGGAGCUCGCCGCUCGCCCGGCCCGUACUCGUCCCGCCCGCCAGGCCUGCCGGAGCGGCCAGCCUACGGGCAUGCCAACGGCGGCGCCUCCAGCAGCGCCAGAGACAGCCCGCCACGGCUCUCUGCAAGCGCCAGCGAGGCUGAGAAGCAGCGUAUCAAGAAGCAGCGCCUCGAGGCGUGGAAGAAGGAGCGCGAGUCGAAGAAGGCCGUGGAGGAGGCACGGGCACGGGCCGCUGAGGUUGCCGCAGCGUACACUGCACCAAAAGCAACCGAGCUCAAGGCUGGCGCCUCGACCAGCAUCAAGACGACGGGCCUAAAGAUCGGCGGCGCCAAGAUCGACCUCGGCAAGAAGGUCGGCGCUGUGUCGGCGAUGGGCGACACGGCAGAUGCGCCCGUGAAGCGCGACUACAAGCUCUUCGACCUGCCACCGCUGGACCCGUCAGUGCAGCCGAGCAAUGGCGAUGACGAAAAGGUCGGCGCUGGUUCGGAUCUGGAGGACGAGGCAGAAGAGGAGGACGUGAAGCCCGUGGUGGAGGCCACGCCGAUGCAGGUCGACAACGAGGAGGAGGAAGAGAUCGACCCGCUCGACGCCUUCAUGGCCAGCGUCAAGGAUGAAGUGCAGCAGGUGAAUGCUGCCGACCAGAAGCGCUCCGGCGUCAGCGGCGUUGCGGUCAAGCGCAAGGGCCUGGCAGAGGUCGUCGGCGACGAGGACGGCAUGGGCGCAGGCACCGCCGAGGCGGAGCCCGAGCAGCCAGACGAGCUCGAGGGCGCUAGCCUUGAAGAUAUCAUGGCUAUCGCCGCGUCGAAGGUGAAGAAGAAGGAGAUGGCCACGGUCGACCACGCCAAGGUCGCGUACGAGCCGUUCCGCAAGGACUUCUACCACGCGCCAGCGGAGCUCGAGGAGAUGACCGAGGAGGACGCGGAGCGGCUGCGCAUGGAGCUCGACGCGAUCAAGGUGCGCGGCAAGGACUGCCCGAAGCCGAUCACGCGCUGGAGCCACUGCGGCCUGCCGGCGCGCUGCCUGGACGUGAUCAAGAAGCUCGACUGGGCUGCGCCCACGCCGAUCCAGGCGCAGGCCAUCCCGGCGAUCAUGAGCGGGCGCGAUGUGAUUGGCGUCGCCAAGACGGGCUCAGGCAAGACGAUGGCAUUCCUGCUGCCCAUGUUCCGCCACAUCAAGGACCAGCGGCCCGUCGAGAGCCUCGAGGGCCCGAUCGGCAUCAUCAUGACGCCGACGCGCGAGCUGGCCGUGCAGAUCUACCGCGAGUCGAAGCCGUUCCUCAAGGCCAUCGGCCUGCGCGCCGUGUGCGUGUACGGCGGCGCGCCGAUCUCGGAGCAGAUCGCCGAGAUGAAGAAGACGGCCGAGAUUGUCGUCGCCACGCCGGGCCGCAUGAUCGACCUCCUCACCGCCAACUCAGGGCGCGUGACGAAUCUGAAGCGCGCGACGUAUCUGGUGCUCGACGAGGCCGACCGCAUGUUCGACAUGGGCUUCGAGCCGCAGGUGAUGAAGAUCGUCAACAACAUCCGGCCCGACCGCCAGACGGUGCUCUUCUCGGCGACGUUCCCCAAGCAGAUGGAGAGCCUGGCGCGCAAGGUGCUGCGCAACAAGCCCGUCGAGGUGACGGUCGGCGGCCGCUCCGUCGUCGCGCCCGAGAUCGAGCAGAUCGUCGAGGUGCGCGAGGAGGAGACCAAGUUCAACCGCCUGCUCGAGAUUCUCGGCCAGACGUACAACGCCGACGCCGAUGCGCGCACGCUCAUCUUCGUCGAGCGCCAGGAGUCGGCCGACGACCUGCUGCGCGACCUCAUGCGCAAGGGCUACCCGACGAUGUCGCUGCACGGCGGCAAGGACCAGGUGGACCGCGACGCGACCAUCUCCGACUUCAAGGCCGGCGUCGUGCCCAUCGUCACGGCCACGUCUGUGGCGGCGCGCGGCCUCGACGUCAAGCAGCUGAAGCUGGUCAUCAACUACGACGCGCCGAACCACAUGGAAGACUAUGUGCACCGCGCUGGCCGCACCGGGCGGGCCGGCAAUAAGGGCACGUGUGUUACGUUCGUCACGCCGCAGCAGGACCGCUACGCACGCGACAUCAUCUCGGCGCUCAAGGCGAGCAAGGUGGCGGUGUCCGAGGAGCUCCAGGCGCUCGCCGACGACUUCAAGGACAAGCUCGCGGCAGGCAAGGCGCACGCGGCCGGCUCUGGCUUCGGCGGCAAGGGUCUCGACCGCCUCGAGAGCGACCGCGAGAAGGUGCUGCAGGCGCAGCGUUCGACGUAUGGCGAGCCGGGCGCAGCGCCCGAGAGCAGUGCAGCGGCUGCGACCGAUGCGCCCGCGCCGGUCAUCGAGGACGUGAAGAUCCAGCGUGGUCCGCCGCCGUCGGACGAGGAGCUGGCGCACCGCCAGCGCGUCAACGACAUGCACAUCGAGGUCAAGCGCGGCGCCGUCGAUGCCUCGGUGCGCGACAACAAGACAGCGGCGCCGGCGAAGAGUGGGCCGGCGAUCAACGCACCGAAGAUCCCCGGCGCCAACCUGUCGCAGCUCGCGCAGGCCAUCGCCAAGAUCAACGCCGCUGCUGCGAUGCGGCAGAUGCUGCCCGACGGCGGCAAGUCGGACCGCAAGCCCAAGGAUCCAGACGCGACUGACUACCACGCCAUCGUGCCGAUCAACGACUUCCCGCAGAAGGCACGCUGGAGCGUCACGAACAAGGAGACGAUGGUCAACCUCAUCGAGAUCACGGGCGCGUCCGUCACGCUGCGUGGGCAGUUCUACGACAAGGGCAAGGAGCCGCAGUUCGGCGAGCCGCCGAAGCUGCAGCUGCUCAUCGAGAGCAACGACGAGGAGAAGGUCGAGCGCGCUGUGAUGGACAUCAAGCGCAUCCUGCUCGAGAGCUCACAGGCCGCUCUCGAGGCAGAGGCACGCGGACCGCAAGGCGGUGCCGACCAGGGCCGCUACCACGUGCUGUAAUCUCCAUUCAUUCAGCAUGCUCCAU
Tilletiopsis washingtonensis is the source of this 3445-nucleotide messenger RNA. Its product is annotated as P-loop containing nucleoside triphosphate hydrolase protein. The record is from RefSeq and is a predicted model, not a curated record. The transcript is spliced from 4 exons. Bases 1 to 3420 code for a protein of 1139 amino acids. Gene Ontology annotation, molecular function: ATP binding; RNA helicase activity; RNA binding. Lineage: Eukaryota; Fungi; Basidiomycota; Exobasidiomycetes; Entylomatales.